AUGGAAAGUUCCGAAAAUCAUGGUGCCCAACCGGCAGUCCAACAACAAAUACCUCUCCUCUCAGGAAUCUAUAGUCCACCUCCAACCCAUGAACAUGGCCCUGACACUGCAAAACGCUAUGAAGCUCUUGAAAAUGAAUCAGAAUUUAUCAUAAGCCAAGCAAAAACACCACACCUUCCCACAGACUCAAAUUUCUCAGAUCAGCCCCCACGACAUCAGCGAGGAAACAGUACAAACCGCCUUGGAAUCUUCAGCAAAGUCUUCGCAACAAGCGGUCCUCCUUCUCCAAAAUUUGAAACUAUUUCUGUCACUAUCCUCUUAUUACCUCAAGCCGGUACACGACCCCUUCUUCUCACUCUCCGUACAAUUGACAUCCGCCUCGAAGGACAUAAAGACAAUCACCUGUCGCACAUCCCCGAUAUGCGCUCAUUUUGGGGCGAUGGCGAUGCCUGGCACGCUCGAAUACAAAAAUAUUCUUCCCUAGCCAUGGUCAAAGAUUCCGCAGAUCACGCUUUAACAGGAACAUACAUGCUGUUAUACACGCCGGAAGGAAACGGAUUACCUCUGAACGAGAGAUGGACUGAAGGAGUUAGUGGAGAUGCAUGUAUAGUGAAGCUAGGCAAGAAUGUUUGGGGAAAAGGAGGAGCGGCUGCGUAUGAGGAUAUUGAUAAGGAAUUUUUAAAUAGUGGGUUGUAUAAAAAAAUGUUGAUGGGACUGUUCGAGAGUCAUUCGAAGAGUUCUAAGUCCUCAAAGGGUUCGAAGUCAGAUGCGGCUAAACAAGAGAAGGAGAGUAUUGAUAAGGAGACUUCGUGA
Molecule: messenger RNA, 813 nt
Organism: Sclerotinia sclerotiorum 1980 UF-70
Lineage: Eukaryota; Fungi; Ascomycota; Leotiomycetes; Helotiales; Sclerotiniaceae
Exons: 1
Coding region: 1-813 (270 amino acids)
Source: RefSeq, a predicted model, not a curated record